AUGUCUUUCCAGCCUAACACAUCUGCUCAACCCUCCAGGCCUGCACCAAUCGUUGGCAACUUUUUCGCUGCAGUCUAUGGCGCACCGAGCUUCGACUAUGUGUAUUGCUUGAUCGCACAGCCUGCAGAAACGACCCCAAGCAUUGUCACCUUGAGACGUACCGACUCGUCGGAUACUACCUCGCAAAUUAGCUCGUUCAGCUCUGGCUAUGGCCACCGCGACUCCAAGAUUGCUGCAAAUAGGCGCGACUUCUCGGAGCCGAGUCAGCAAUCUUCUGUCUUCUACCAAGGCUACAACGGCAACUUGUUCGAGUGGAGGAUUGAUAAGAAUGGAGGACGCGCCCACAUCGGUGUCAAUACCGUGCCAGAGACCACCAGCGGCAGUGCAAUUGCUCCAGUAAUGGGGUCAUCUCUGGCGUCAGUGACUACUGGUCAAGAUUAUCAGACCGCCUUUUUGUUUUAUCAAGCACUUGACAAUAGGAUUUACUACGUGUAUCAGAAAGCGUUCGGGCAAUGGAGCAUCCCUUCUCUUGUCACGUAUGACCCCGCGAUGCCGCGAACAACCCUCUCGGCCUUUUCGUGGACCGAAACAGAUGCGUACACCGGCACCGACACGGUCGACUGUGUUUGUGUCAUGUACAACCAGGCUCCCGGCCGCUAUUUUGAACCUGUAUCCGGGUUCAAUGGUCCGGUCAUGCGCGGACCGUUCGCCACAGUUCAUACGGGGGUUCAGAAUAGUGUCGACAACCAAUACCGGCUCUUCAGUCAGCCUCAGGAAGAUCCGUCGAGACUUUUCCAGGGACAAGUCUCUCAAGGCGGCAACUUUUUAGAUAUGUCAUUGGUGCCCAAUACUACUGGUGUUAGGACACCUGCGCGUGGCACAUCCAUUGCCGUUGUCUACGAUCCUUCCAAUACCGAUAAUACGAAACGCAGUAUCAGGGUCUUCUAUUCUACUUCCGAGGGUCGUCUCUUAUACAGCACUAUGUAUGACGACAGCGACCUUUACAAUUCUCUUCAACAUGGUGAACUUCAACGUUCUUCGUGA
This is a messenger RNA of Desarmillaria tabescens, 1044 nucleotides long. RefSeq lists its product as uncharacterized. Bases 1 to 1044 code for a protein of 347 amino acids. The transcript has 8 exons. The record is from RefSeq and is a predicted model, not a curated record. Lineage: Eukaryota; Fungi; Basidiomycota; Agaricomycetes; Agaricales; Physalacriaceae.